AUGGCCAACUGGAUAGCGCAAGUCAUUGGCUUGGCAGCAUUGGCAAAUCAAGUCGCUGCCAAACUGUUAACAGUGCCGUCAACACCAUAUGACGCAAAGGCAGAGAGUUACUCCCUUCACAACCUCAAGAAGAUCAUCCUUGACUCUCGUCAUGCCAAAUCCGUCAACACUCAAGGCUUGACUCUGAUUCCACCAACACUGGAGGAAUUCACCAAUACAUUCAAGAGUGAUGUCAACUCAGCCCUCGGUUUGGACUUGCCCAUUGUUAGCGGUGACAAAGCAGGCCCUGAUGCCAUCUUCAUUACGCUCGAUUCAACCACCAAGUUCCAAGACGUGGCAGGCAGAAACACAUCCGAAGGAUACAAGAUCUCAGUAAACGACAAUGGAAUCACAAUUGCCGGUGCAAGUCCACUUGGUGCGUGGUGGGGAACCCGCUCUAUACUUCAGGCUGCUGUUCUGAAUAAGAAUACCAUCGCUCACGGGGAGGGUCUCGACACCGGCCGUCACUUCUACCCACCGGAGUUCUUCAUCGAAAUGUGCUCCUACAUCUCAUUCUUCAAACAAAACACCAUCCAGAUUCAUCUCAGCGACAACAUCAACAACUACCCGGAGAGAUACUCACACGAACGCACAUUCAGUCUGUACGGCUCAUUCCGCCCCUGGUCUGACGACCCAGCCGUCGCGGGCUUAAACACCCGCAGAAACGAAUCCUUUACACGCCAAGAAUUCGACUUGAUUCAGCAAAAGUGUGCGCAGCGUGGCGUGACCAUCAUACCGGAGAUCGAGGCCCCAGGCCAUGCCCUCGAAAUUGUGAAAUGGAAGCCUGAGCUGGGACUACCCGACCUGAGCAUGUUGAAUAUCUCCCACCCGGAUACCAUUCCAACCAUGAAGAAAAUCUGGUCCACCUUUCUUCCGUGGUUUCAUUCAAAAGUUGUGCACAUCGGAGCGGAUGAAUACGACAAGAAGCUUAUAGCAGAUUACACACGCUUCGUCAACGAAAUGGCUGCGCAUAUUAAGAAAGAAUCUGGGAAGAGCAUGCGCAUCUGGGGCACAUUUACCCCCAAGCAAGGAGCUAAUAUCUCCAAGGAGAUUACUAUUCAGCACUGGUCGAACCCCACGGAUAACGCGUGGAACGACCUCAUCAAGAAUGGGUAUCAGGUGUUAAACUCAGAAAAGGCGUUUUAUCAUGUGAGCAAGUACUAUGCUGUUGGUGAGCCUCCGUGGAAGCACAACGCAUUUUAUGGAAAUCCUGCUGGAGGUGCAUUCUCGCCAAACAUCUUUGAUGUGACGAAUGCCACGAACAAUCCGCCACGGGAUACGCCCGGUAUUCAGGGCCACUUGGCGGCUGUGUGGAACGACUGGGGACCAAAUGGGACGACGUAUUUGGAGACGUAUUAUGCUGUUAGGGAUGCGCUUCCUGCGUUGGGAGAUAAGCAAUGGGGUGGUGAUUUGACUGAGGCAGAGUACGACGGCAUCAUUGAGCGGCUGAGAGAUGCUAUUCCUUCUCAGAAUCUCGACAGAAAGAUCACGUCAAAGACGGACGUUAUUCUCGACUACAAGUUCACGUCGUGUCGUAGUCGACCUGGUUUCGUCAAAGAUAGAUCCGGCAACAAAUAUCAUGGUACUAUCCGGGGGCAAGGUUGCAAACUCUCCAACGGAACGCUAUCCCUUUCUGGGAAAUGCUAUCUCGAGACGCCGCUCCGUAGCAAAGGGCGUAACUAUACGCUCUCCUUUUCUGUGAAGCCACACAAUUCCAACCGCCAGGCAAAACUGUUUUCUGGGCCAGAUUCGACACUCCUGGCUGCGGAGCCUGUAAGUGGAAAUGUCAGCAUGCUCAGCGGCGGACAGUACUACACACUGAAUUACACUCUGCCGGUGAAUGUGUGGAGUAACGUGUCGGUGAUUGCGAGGGGGAACCAGACGUUUUUAGAGGUUUCCAACGCUGAUGGGGGUGGGAAGACGAAGAUGGAGUUUUUGACGAAGCUGGGCAUUUGGGGGGUGAGGUUUGUUUGGGGGCCGAUGGCGUUUGAGGCGCCACUGGAGAGAAUUGGUGAUGGGUUUGUGGGACAGAUGCGGGAUGUGAAGUUAUUGGGGAGUGCGUGA
This is a messenger RNA of Pochonia chlamydosporia 170, 2103 nucleotides long. RefSeq names its product beta-hexosaminidase. The coding region runs from base 1 to 2103 and encodes 700 amino acids. Gene Ontology annotation, biological process: carbohydrate metabolic process. The transcript is spliced from 3 exons. Gene Ontology annotation, molecular function: hydrolase activity, hydrolyzing O-glycosyl compounds. The record is from RefSeq and is a predicted model, not a curated record. Lineage: Eukaryota; Fungi; Ascomycota; Sordariomycetes; Hypocreales; Clavicipitaceae.